This is a messenger RNA of Python bivittatus (Burmese python), 3447 nucleotides long. NCBI's taxonomy places the organism in Eukaryota, Metazoa, Chordata, Lepidosauria, Squamata, Pythonidae. The record is from RefSeq and is a predicted model, not a curated record.
UGUGUCUGUAAUAAAAUGCUGUUGUUGGAUGGAUCUCUUGAAAAAAUUACUUUCCUGUAUCUGAAGUUCCUGGUAGUUUGGGCCCUUGUGUUGGUGGCCGAUUUUGUUUUGGAAUUCAGAUUUGAAUAUCUGUGGCCAUUCUGGCUUUUCAUCCGGAGUGUUUAUGAUUCCUUCAGAUACCAGGGAUUGGCAUUUUCAGUAUUUUUCGUUUGUGUAGCAUUCACAUCAAAUAUCAUAUGUCUGCUAUUCAUACCAAUACAGUGGUUGUUUUUUGCUGCCAGCACAUAUGUUUGGGUGCAGUAUGUCUGGCAUACAGAGAGAGGCGUGUGUUUACCAACAGUAUCACUAUGGAUACUGUUUGUUUAUAUUGAAGCAGCAAUCAGAUUUAAGGAUCUCAAAAACUUUCAUGUAGACCUUUGUCGACCUUUUGCUGCACACUGUAUUGGAUACCCUGUUGUGACUUUGGGCUUUGGUUUCAAAAGUUAUGUCAGCUAUAAAAUGCGAUUAAGAAAACAAAAGGAAGUGCAGAAAGAAAAUGAAUUUUACAUGCAACUCCUUCAGCAAGCAUUGCCCCCUGAACAACAAAUGCUACAAAGGCAAGAGAGAGAAGCAGAAGAAGCAGCCAAAGGAUUGUCUGAGAUGGAUUCCUCAAUACUUUUGCAACACAAUGGAGGCAUUCCAGCUAAUAAAAAAUUAUCUACAACAUUACCGGAACUAGAAUACAGAGAAAAGGGGAAAGAAAAAGACAAGGAUGCCAAAAAACAUAACCUUGGAAUAAAUAACAAUAUUUUGCAACCUGUAGACUCUAAAAUACAGGAAAUCGAAUAUAUGGAGAACCAUAUCAACAGUAAAAGAUUAAAUAAUGAUCUUGUGGGAAGUACAGAAAACCUCUUAAAAGAGGACUCAUGCACUGCCUCAUCCAAAAAUUACAAAAAUGCUAGUGGAGUUGUGAACUCCUCACCUCACAACCACAGUGCAACUAAUGGAAGCAUCCCUUCUUCAUCUGCUAAGAAUGAGAAAAAACAGAAGUGCACUAGCAAGAGCCCAAGCACACACAAAGACUUAAUGGAAAAUUGUAUCCCCAAUAACCAGCUAAGCAAACCAGAUGCACUGGUAAGGUUGGAACAAGAUAUUAAGAAGUUAAAGGCUGAUCUACAGGCAAGCAGGCAAAUUGAACAAGAGCUGCGUAGCCAGAUCAGUUCUCUGACUAGCACAGAGCGGGGGAUCCGAUCGGAAAUUGGACAGCUCCGACAAGAAAAUGAGCUGCUUCAGAAUAAACUACAUAAUGCUGUACAAAUGAAACAAAAAGAUAAGCAGACCAUUGGCCAAUUGGAGAAAAAACUAAAAGCAGAGCAAGAGGCACGAACCUUUGUAGAAAAGCAGUUGAUGGAAGAAAAAAAAAGGAAGAAGUUGGAGGAAGCAACAGCUGCUCGGGCUGUUGCAUUUGCCGCUGCUACCAGAGGAGAAUGCACUGAGACAUUACGAAAUCGCAUCAGAGACCUGGAGACAGAGUGCAAAAAGCUAACUAUUGAUAUAAAGCUGAAAGAAGAUCAGAUACGAGAUCUAGAAAUGAAAGUUCAGGAAUUGCGGAAAUACAAGGAGAAUGAAAAGGAUACAGAGGUAUUAAUGUCGGCCCUUUCAGCCAUGCAGGAUAAGACGCAGCACUUAGAGAACAGCCUGAGUGCAGAGACAAGGAUCAAACUGGACCUGUUCUCUGCAUUAGGAGAUGCAAAAAGACAGCUUGAGAUAGCCCAAGGGCAAAUAAUUCAGAAAGAUCAGGAAAUCAAGGACCUAAAACAGAAGAUAGCAGAAGUUAUGGCAGUCAUGCCCAGCAUAACGUACACUGCAGCCACCAGCACGCUGAGUCCUGUUUCCCCACAUUAUUCUUCCAAAUUUGUGGAGACCAGCCCUUCUGGACUUGAUCCCAAUGCCUCAGUUUAUCAACCCCUGAAGAAGUAAGGGCCAACUUUCCACCUGUCGCACCGAAGGCAUCACACAGAAAAAUCUCUUGCAGUCAAGAUGAAAUUUGUAUGGUGUGAAACUGUACUGAUUUAUUGUUUAAAAAUAAAAAUAAAAAAAGGGAAGUGGGGGGCCCAACACCAAGGUUUGACUCAAACUGCCCAUCAGUUUUUUCUUGUAAAUUUUUAGAAAAAUUCACAAAACUUUACAAUUUUUUUCUUGGCCAACGCAUUAAGGGAAAAAGAACCCACAAUUCUUGGUUUUCAAAUUCUGCUUCUCUUCGUUAGUUAAAAUGAAUACACUUACACACGCAUAAAUGUAUUGCUGCAAAGUUUCCUCUUGAAACUAUAAAAAAUAGCAGCUCUGCUUGAUUUUAAACCCUUUUUUUUUUCAUUUAAAUAUAAUGAAGCCAAAAUGGCAAAUUAAAAAUUGCAGGGAAUAAUGAUGGAAAUUCUUUAGUGUUUUGGUUUUUCUUUUAAUGGUGAAAGGGUUUGUAGUCAAACAAAGCUUGGAUAGAGGAUGGUGAGGUGGGGUUGGGUGGGAGGAAGCAUGUGCAGAAAAUCCAUUUGCUUACCCCACUAAGGAUCAAAUAUGUAAUAAAAGGGCAUCAUUUUUUGAAGGAAGGCAAUAAACACAUGACAGUAACAUAUUCUUAGUAGUUGUGUGAAGAUUCCCAUCAGUGUGGUUAAUCACUUGAAAGAUGCUAACGGAAACACCUUGAGAAGCAAAGACAUGUCAAGAGGAAACUUGAUAAUUUAAGAAUUAUCUCUCUUCCCCCCUCCCUUUUUGCUCUCAUCUAGCCUAAAAAAUAAAGCUCGUUUUACAGAGUCUACUGCAGGUCGUCAAUAUAAUGCGGAUGUAAUCUGUGGUUACAUCUCUUUUUUUUUUCUCCCCAUUUUUGGGUACAAAAUCCAACAGUGUUUCCCAUGAUGAGGAUAUGCUGUAGCUCACUAGUAACGGAGGGAGUAUUCUAGUAAAAGCAGAACGGUGCAACGUACGGUAUUCCAGAGACUGUCCGACUGGUUCAUAAAGGGGGCAGUUUGGGUGUUUUGGUUUGCUUUAUUUUUUUAAAGUCGAAUUUCAAUUACGCUUUCUAUCAUCCUGUGUUUGACAGUUUAAUUUCAAUGAGACUGGACUAAAUCUCAGCUGUUGUGCCAAGGAGUUUUUUUUUAAGAUUUUUUAAAAAAGAAACUCAUAAAAUUGCACAAAGAUUUCAGUUUAAAUGUAUAUUGUGCAUUGGUAGGAAAGUGUGUUGCACUGGCGACUUUUGAAGUGUUUAAGGUUUGAGUGUGGGCGGGCGGGGCAGUGGGGCAGGGAUUCAAAAUUGUAUUAGUAACUAGCAAAAUUAUUAAAAAAAGAAAUCAAUCCAUUAUGAUUUUGCAAACAUGCAGUGGACUCUGGAAGGACAAAGUUCUUCUUUAAAACAACACUUUUUAAAUUGGCAGGUUUGCCUUGUUUAAAAAAAAUUAAGUAGGACAAGCAAGUCAA